Messenger RNA from Equus caballus (horse), 7647 nucleotides. RefSeq names its product Rho GTPase activating protein 6 (gene ARHGAP6). Gene Ontology annotation, molecular function: phospholipase activator activity; phospholipase binding. The record is from RefSeq and is a predicted model, not a curated record. Gene Ontology annotation, biological process: signal transduction. Lineage: Eukaryota; Metazoa; Chordata; Mammalia; Perissodactyla; Equidae.
UAUAUUGCUUCUGAAACAGACUGAUGAAUUGUAAGAGAGAUUCUGGAGAUCAAUGUAACAAAACCAGCCGCUUUUGAAAUUGGUAAACAAAACCCAGAUCUUCCUUAACCAAAUUUGGCAUAAAAUGGCAAUCAGAAAGGCCAGUGUGAGUUGGUCUAUAUAAGCAAAGGGAUUAUAUAACAAGCAAGAGUAAAACAGGAUGCCCUAAGUAGGAAUGAAUGAAUACACCAUAAGUCACCAAUGACUGUAAAAUAAACCUAAUAGGAGUCAGGCUGGAAAUCAAAAGAGUUUUAAAGAUAUCAUUAAAACAUCCAAAUAAUUUUCUUAAAAGUCUUUUUUUCCAGGCAAGCUAUUACAUUUUUUCCUCUGUGUUUUAAAAGCAUACAUACUUACACUGGGUUUUAGAAAGGGAGCUUGUGCUUAAUUUUAGGAAUUAUUAAAAAAUUUAUUCAUUGUCCCAAAAAGUGAGGCAAGCUCCAGCUAAUGGAGCAUCAGGACCCAUUGGAAAAUAAGAUGAUGAAUUAGCUGGAUGUGUCUGCUCCAAGCCCCAGGUGCCAAUAGAAGAGUCCCUCUGCUCGUUGGCUUUACAACAUCCAUGACCAAGAAUGUAUGACUUCCUGCCUAGAAAGCAUUCUUAUUAGCCCUACAUAAUAGUGGCAGGGUUGCAUUUUCAACCCCAUGGUCAUCAUAUAGGCUUACAGAGAUAAAACGGAUAUGAAUCAUGAAUUACAUUUGCUCAACCACCUUGAGUUAUAAGUGGUCCAAUGAAGUGUGACUUGGUUAACCAUCUACUCCAAAUGCCAAAAUCCAAUGAGGCAUAACCAGUUCCAUGCAAUGGUAUCCAAAUGGUAGGCAUUAAAUGUUUUCAUUGCUAGUGACAAGUUACAAGGUAUUGUUAACCAAGGAAAAGGCAGGCAAGACCCACCCUCUUUUGCUUCUAACAUGACUUGCUUGAGGAGGGAAGAAAGCAAAUGUCAACAGUCCCCCAAAUGCUAUUUGGCACGUGCAGUGAAGCACGGCAGGAAGCGAUUUUAAAUGCUGUGCCUCUCCACAGCACACCUAAUCGUCAGCCACUGAAAAUAAGAUCUUAAGUUUCAGUGUGGGAAGAGAAUGACAGCGGUGAGAGUGCUGGGAAAUUUGUAUCUCAUUCUGUCUUCGGGCUGCAGAAAGGUCAUCAAGUUACCGGAAGGAGCUCCCUGGGUGCAGUCGGUCCCACUGCAUUUACAAAAACUGUACAUCAGUGAUCCUAGGGUCCGAAUGAAGUCCCUUGUGGAGACAUCGAAUACUUCUGUUAAUUAGAAUCCAUGACGUGCCUCCUCCUAGAUAGUCAAAUAUCUAGGAACACAGAACAGUUUUUAAAAAGACAAAAAAAUUAAUUUUCUCCUGAAAACUUUAUAGGGAAUAAAAGAAGUCUUCCAAAAUCAAAGUUGGAUAAUUCUGCUAUAUACACAAGGCAAAUGUUUGUGUCAAACAUUUGUAUUUAUAAGUUCAUUGUAAGUUUUUUUUUCUUUAAUAAAAGAAACAGUAAAGGAAAGUCACCUUUACAUUCAUAUAAAAUUCUCUUCACCCUGAAGUGGUAAAAGAGGACACACGAACACAAUUAAAUAAAGUACACAGGCAUUUCCAACAUUCUCUUUGCUCCCCUGCUGAGACGGUUGUAAGAUGCCUUGCAAAACUUAAACAUUACGUCAAAACGCCCUCCGCGGCGGCGAGGCUUUGCGCUUUAUAGGUUCCAGGGGUAGGACAGUAGCCGGAGAAGCUGCUCCCAGACUCGUUUCCAAGCAGGGAACAUUGACAUCGCCAGCAUUUUCCAGUUUCCCAAGAAUGUGGCCGCAGCGCGAUGCGCCCAGAGGCGUCCCAGAGCCGAACCCGGAGACCGAUCGCUUUGUGAGCGCCAAUCUCCGCAGCCUCUGGCUGUCGCUGCGCCCGGCGCCUGCCCCCUGCCUGGCCUCACUCACCCCUCCUUCUCGAGUACAUUUACACACGACCCUUACAUGGCGAGGACCCUUCCCCCCACUUUUCUUAGUAGGUCCGGAUCUCCAGCCCAUUCAUCAGCAGCCUCUGCAUUUGAGCUGAGUCUCUAUCCUUCCUUUUUAAAAACAAAAACAGCAGGGGGGGAGGGGGGGAGGAAGGCAGGAGAUUUAACUCCAACUUCAGAGCAACCGUCCUGGGCUGCCCAUCUGACACCAGUGGGUGGGGUGCAAUCUGACACCUCCUUUCCUUUCCAGAAACGUGAGUGGAGCUGGGCGCCCCCCUUGAUCUGGGGGAGGGGAGACGGAGGAGAAGGUCCGCACUUCCGUCCUCACGGCUUUCUCCCCAGGAGACCCGGUAUCAGUGGCGAGCUAGGCUCUUUCUGCGCGGCUCCCAGGUUUGGCGCCUGGAAAACUCCUCCACGUUCUGCCUUCUCCUGCUAAGGGCUCCGCUCCACCUCUAGACCUUGCUUCCCUCCCACCCUACCCGUCCUGGCCGCCCCCUUCCCGCUGCCUCUAGUGAGAGCGUGCGGGGACAUCUCCGCGCCUGCCCUGGGCCCAAGGCAGGGCUGCGAAUAUCAGGAGCCCCUCUCCGGCGGGGCAUGGGCACCCACCCCUGGGGUUCUCUCCUUAGCUCCCUGAGCGUAGCCAGGAAUUCUCUCCCACCGUAGCCACUCAGCCCUUGGAAGGCCCUGGGCGCAGAGCUCUCCGUGUCCCUACUUUGUAGCAAGACUGGCAUCCCACGGGAACCUGGAACUUGGAGACACCCUUGCGCCUAGCCAGUCAGAGGAGUGGGCGCAGCAGCCAAGUGGAGGCCAGAGGCGCUGUUUCAGGGGCCUGGAUACGGCGACGGGGCACCCGGGGCGCAGCUCGGGCGCGCAGCUCCAGCGCCGGAGGAAGUCGCUCUCGCAGCGCGGGGAGCGCGACGGACGCGCCCUGGGCGCACGCCCAGGAGGCCUCCUCCCCAGCCCUCGGGACCGUCCUCAGGGCGCGAGGAGGAGCUUGCUGGAGACUUCGAGGCUGUCCAAAGCCAGCGAGCGGGAGCGCGGCAUCUCCUGCCUUGGCUGGGAAGGGGGAGUGGCGCUGGCGGGUUGGAGCUGGGAACUGAGCGAGCGCCUGACCUUCCUUCUCUUGCUUACCCACUUCGCGACUUGAGCUCCGAGGGAAGGUUCUAGCGAGCGCAAGAGGCCCCCCGACCCCUUUUCCUAGAAGGCUGGUGAUGGAUUUCCUGCUUCUGCCCCCGCGAGGGUACUUGGAGCGCGCUAGUGGCGCGUGAGCCGGGCGCUGCCCUCCACCGCCCUCAGCGAGCCUCUGGCUGGCCCCGCCUGGCAGCCUCGCCUGAGCCCCCCUUCUUUCUGGGCCCCAAAUCGCCAGCGUUCCGAAAGCGGGAAGAAGGUGGCCCUCGGGCACAGCCCCGACGAGAUGUCCGCGCAGAGCCUGCUCCACAGUGUCUUCUCCUGCUCUUCACCGGCCUCGGGCGGCGCGGCCUCGGCCAAGGGCUUUUCCAAGAGGAAGCUGCGCCAGACCCGCAGCCUAGACCCAGCCCUGAUCGGCGGCUGCGGGGGCGAGGCGGGCGCGGAGGGCGGCUCGCGGGGGGCCACUGGGGGCCGCCUCUGCUCCCCGCUGGCCCCAGCCGAGGGUCUCGGCCCCCGAUCAGCGUCCUCUCCCCGGGGCCCACCCCCCCGGGCCAACAGACUCCCGCCCCCUAGACCCCUCUGCUCAUCCUUCUCCACGCCCAGCACCCCGCAGGAGAAGUCGCCGUCUGGCAGCUUCCACUUUGACUAUGAGGUCUCCCUGGGUCGCAGCGGCCUCAAGAAGAGCAUGGCCUGGGACCUGCCUUCGGUCUUGUCAGGGCCGGGCAGUGGCCGCAGCGCCAUCCUGUGCUCCUCUGGGGGAGGCCCCAACGGCAUCUUCGCUUCUCCCAGGAGGUGGCUCCAGCAGAGAAAGUUCCAGUCCCCACCUAACAGCCACGGCCAACCCUACAUCGUGUGGAAGUCCGAGGGUGAUUUCACCUGGAACAGCAUGUCGGGCCGCAGCGUGCGGCUGAGGUCAGUCCCCAUCCAGAGUCUCUCGGAGCUGGAGCGAGCCCGGCUGCAAGAAGUGGCUUUUUAUCAGUUGCAGCAGGACUGUGACCUGAGCUGUCAGAUCACCAUUCCCAAAGAUGGACAAAAGAGAAAGAAAUCUUUGAGAAAGAAACUGGAUUCACUAGGGAAGGAGAAAAACAAAGACAGAGAAUUCAUCCCACAGGCAUUUGGAAUGCCCUUAUCCCAAGUCAUUGCCAAUGACCGGGCCUAUAAACUCAAGCAAGACUCGCAGAGGGACGAGCAGAAAGACACAUCUGAUUUUGUAGCUUCGCUCCUCCCAUUUGGAAAUAAAAGACAAAACAAAGAACUCUCAAGCAGUAACUCAUCUCUCAGCUCCACCUCGGAAACACCAAAUGAGUCAACGUCCCCGAACACUCCAGAACCAGCUCCUCGGGCCAGGAGGAGGGGUGCAAUGUCAGUGGAUUCUAUCACAGAUCUUGAUGACAAUCAGUCUCGACUGCUAGAAGCUUUACAACUCUCCUUGCCUGCCGAGGCUCAAAAUAAAAAAGAAAAAGCCAGAGAUAAGAAACUCAGUCUGAAUCCUAUUUACAGACAAGUCCCCAGGCUGGUGGACAGCUGCUGUCAACAUCUAGAAAAACAUGGCCUACAAACGGUGGGAAUAUUCCGAGUUGGAAGCUCAAAAAAGAGAGUGAGACAAUUACGUGAGGAAUUUGACCGUGGGGUUGAUGUCUCUCUGGAGGAAGAGCACAGCGUUCAUGAUGUGGCUGCCUUGUUGAAAGAGUUCCUGAGGGACAUGCCGGACCCCCUUCUCACCAGGGAGCUGUACACAGCUUUCAUCAAUACUCUCUUGUUGGAGCCAGAGGAACAGCUGGGCACCUUGCAGCUCCUCAUCUACCUUCUACCUCCCUGCAACUGCGACACGCUCCACCGCCUGCUACAGUUCCUCUCCAUCGUGGCCAGGCAUGCCAAUGACAACAUCAGCAAAGAUGGGCAAGAGGUCACUGGGAACAAAAUGACAUCUCUAAACUUGGCCACCAUAUUUGGACCCAACCUGCUGCACAAGCAGAAAUCGUCAGACAAAGAAUUCUCGGUCCAGAGUUCGGCCCGGGCUGAGGAGAGCACAGCCAUCAUCGCUGUGGUGCAGAAAAUGAUUGAAAAUUAUGAAGCCCUGUUCAUGGUUCCCCCGGAUCUCCAGAACGAAGUGCUGAUCAGCCUGUUGGAGACCGAUCCCGACGUGGUGGACUACUUACUCAGAAGAAAGGCCUCCCAAUCAUCAAGCCCUGACAUGCUGCGGUCGGAAGUUUCCUUUUCCAUGGGAGGAAGGCACUCAUCCACAGACUCCAACAAGGCCUCCAGCGGAGACCUCUCCCCUUAUGACAACAACUCCCCAGUGCUAUCUGAGCGCUCCCUGCUGGCUAUGCAAGAGGACGCGGCCUCGGGGGGCUCAGAGAAGGUUUACAAAGGGCCAGAACAGUAUGUGCUGGUGGGCCACUUGCCAUCGUCAAAGUCAAGGGAGAGUUCUCCUGGACCAAGGCUUGGGAAAGAUAUGUCAGAGGAGCCUUUCAAUAUCUGGGGAACUUGGCAUUCAACAUUAAAAAGUGGACCCAAAGACCCAGGAAUGACAGGUUCCUAUGGAGACAUUUUUGAAAGCAGCUCCCUGCGACCAGGGCCAUGCUCCCUUUCUCAAGGGAACCUGUCCCCAAAUUGGCCUCGGUGGCAAGGGAGCCCCACAGAACUGGACAGUGGUACGCAGGUCAUUCGGAGGACUCAGACCACAGCCACCAUCGUGGAGUGCAGGGCCCACCCUCCUGUGUCCCGCGUCUGCAACACAUCCCACAUCCAGGGUGGCAGCAGGAGAGCCAAGCUGGCCACGCCAAGGGCGGAGCAGUAUUUGACUCUCAGCAGUGCCGAAGACCUCACCGAGGGCCAGCUGGAUGUGGCCUGGCCGCAGAGCCGAGCCAAGCCUUUGCACCAGAGACCUCAAGAGAGCGUGAGGCAUGACAAGAGGCCUCCUCCUCCUUAUCCUGGUCCAGGGAAGCAAGCUUUAGUGUCGUCCCACCAGCCUGCAGAGUCACAAUUGUGGAGGCCUCAGAGACCAGAAGAAGACUCCGGAACAGCUUUGCAAGAGGGAAGCCAAACAGCCGAGCGAGAGCAUCAGGCUGCCCAGCAAAAACGGAGCAGCGCCUACUCCAGUCCGACCAGUGAUCAAAACAGUAAGACCUUGGGGGAACCCAACUGGCUCGACUGGCAGAGAGAGCGGUGGCAAAUCUGGGAGCUCUUAUCAACCGACAACCCCGAUGCCCUCCCGGAAACACUGGUAUGAGCCCACCCAAGCUCAAGCCCUCACAUCCCAAACAGCCUUCUUCCACUCAGUAGGGAAAAAAGUUGUUGGACAAUUGAACACUUACUUAUUGUUUUUCUUUUACACUUUUAAAAAAUAACACAAGAGAAACUCAGUUCACUUAAAGUUAUAGAGCACUAACUAGUACCCUUGCCAUUUAUAAGGUUCUAUUGUAUAGCCAGCCUUAGGAAAAAACAAAAACAUAAACAGAUAGCCGUAUCUGAUCUAAAAAGUACUCACAUUGGCUCUGUAUAAGAUAAAACUCUUGCUUUGGUAUAGCUUAAUUGUAUUUAUGUGUCUUCAGUUUUGACUAUUGUGUAUUCUGUAACAGAUUAUGUAUGAUAAUCGUAUAUGAUAUAUUCACAGAAAACAAGAGGAACAAUUUUUUUAAUCACUUCACUUAUACUAAGCAAUGAGAUUCUAUAGAAUGUUCUAGAAUAUGCACAAGCAGGUUUCUGUGCUUUUUGCCAUAGCUUUUUAACUAGGGACAGCCCUUCCUUCAAUGCCUAAGAAAAACACUAACAAAACAAAAUAAAACAGAAUAUGAGAAGCCAUAUUUUUAUAUAGUAGUGAGAUACAAAAGUCACUGAAUGUCACAGAAUGCUUUUUCAUAUUGAAUGUGUUUUAAGGAAAAUAUUAAAUUUGAUACAUAAUGGAAUAUAUUUUUAGAAUCUGUUUAGAAAGGAUUCAGUUAAUCAAACAAGAGAAAGGCCGUGCCUAACAAAGAAAGAAUAAUUAAGAAGUUGUCCUUCCCAUUUUAGGUCAAAUUCAAUUUUAUAUAGACCGUAUAUAAUAUAUAUUUAUAAUGUAUAAUUUUUAUGUAUUUUUCAAAACUACAAACUGGAAUCCAACUAUAAAGUGUUUAAGAAUCUAAAUAGAGUAUUGAAAUUACAGAACAUGGUUUUUCCUUUUGCCCCAUAAUCAGUAUUAACCAAAUUAUACGCAAUGCUUUGUAAAGUAAAUCAUAUUUGGAAAAAAACCACAGCUUUGUAUUUACAUCAUGCCAAAGGCUGAGAAAAUGUCUUCUUUGGUAAUUUUUUGUGUAUUGUAAAAUGCUCCUACUGUACUUCAGUAGUUUCAAGUUUUUCAACUGCAAGGCCAUUUUUGACCAGCAGGUGGCGAUUCGCUUCAGUAUUUUAUGAGAUUUUUUUUCACUUCAUAAGGGAAUGUGUAUUAUAGAAAAAGAAUUUUUUUAUAAAACAUGCUACUCUUAAUGUUGGCGAUGAUAUUUUCAGUGGUGUUUCUUAAAGUUCUAUCUUGUGCCAUGAUGAAUAAAAAGUUAAGCAAAGGC